Drosophila persimilis is the source of this 729-nucleotide messenger RNA. Its product is annotated as E3 ubiquitin-protein ligase complex slx8-rfp subunit slx8. The transcript is spliced from 3 exons. Bases 8 to 610 code for a protein of 200 amino acids. The record is from RefSeq and is a predicted model, not a curated record. Lineage: Eukaryota; Metazoa; Arthropoda; Insecta; Diptera; Drosophilidae.
UCGGGACAUGAACGAUAGUCAAGACGUGCCAAAUCAGGCAAACGAUUUGGUCGCUGAGGAACCUAUAAACGCUGAAGAUCUGAAUCCGAACGAUGAAGCUCCCAAUGAAGCAGCAGGCAAUCAUAGUACUUUACAGCAACCAAACUAUUCUGCAAUCGUGGACUAUUAUUUACUCAACAAGAACAUACCCCAACGACCGAUUGGGAUGGACAUCAACAUGACCCACAAAAUUGAAACUGGAACACCCAUAACAAUUUCAUUCAUUAGUGGUGACGUUGUCUCGAUUACUACAACAAGCAACCAAGCAAGCAUAAGUCUCAGGCCGCCUCAUGAUCCAGGCAGGGUUCGUGUGCACAUCAAUUCGCUUGAACCAACUCCUCGAUUUCCGGUUGAUCCUUGGAGUUGUAAGCCUUCCGGUCAGUUCCGCUGCGGUAUAUGCCUUAUUGAAAUUAACCACUUGGAGAAUACACGCUCCACCACUUGCGGCCAUAUUUACUGUGACAGUUGCCUGCAACAGGCUCUGCGCGAGAAUGGCUACUGCCCCAUUUGCGGAAAAUCCCAGGAAUAUGAGAGUUCCAUACGUUUGUUUUGGUGCGGGCAUUCUCCCUGAGGUCCAGCAUCGCUUUCCUUGCAUAAGCAGAAAAUAAAGGCCAGUUAGAGAAAACGGCACAUAACAAUUCUUAGCACUGCCUACUGCAUUACCGUAUGUACUGUUUACACAAAACUACA